AUGGCGACACUCAAUGUGCGCGAUGCCCUGUCGUACCUCGACCAGGUCAAGGUCCAGUUUACGGACCACCCGGAUGUGUACAAUCGAUUCCUCGAUAUCAUGAAGGAUUUUAAGAGCCAGGCGAUCGAUACGCCCGGCGUCAUCGAGCGUGUGUCGAUGCUGUUCCGCGGGCAGCCGAGUCUCAUACAGGGCUUUAAUACGUUCCUGCCCCCCGGCUACCGCAUCGAAUGCAGCUUUGAUCAGCAUGAGGGGAAUGUGAUCACAGUCACGACGCCGAAUGGCACCACCACACAAACGCUGAGCGGCGGCGGCGGCCUGAUCCCCCCGCCACCGCCCCCACCUGUGCCUCCGCGUCUGCCUCGCCCAUCGUCGGACAUGCCGGGCAGCGCAGCGCCUCCCGCCCCUUCCUCCUCCGCACCGCCGCCUCCCCCGGGGCCCGUGCCACGGGGCGAGUACGUCGAUCGUGUGCCGUCCUCUGUGCGUCCGCCGGGCGGCCUGGGCCUGCCGCCCUCUAUGCCGUCGCCGCCUGGUGCCUACGCACCGCCCAUGGGCUACGACCCCCUUGGACGUGGGCCGCCAGGGCAGGCGCCGCCGCCGCCUGCCGCUGGUCCGCCCCUGGAGCCUGUAUCGCGGCCGCCUGUGGAGUUCAAUCAUGCGAUCAGCUACGUGAACAAAAUCAAGCAGCGCUUUAGCGGCGAUCCUGACACAUACAAGCAGUUCCUGGAGAUUUUGCAGACGUACCAGAAGGAGCAGCGGCCCAUCCACGAGGUGUAUGCUCAGGUCACGGUGCUCUUUGACCAUGCCAAGGACCUGCUCGAAGAGUUCAAGCAGUUUCUGCCCGAUACGGGUGCCGCUGCGCACGACGGCCCGGGCGGGAGCGGCGGUCUGUUUGGCAUGCUGGGCCACAUGACGAACGGGGGUCCGCCGCCGCCGCCGCCAGGUAUGGGCGUCGAGGGCAGUGGCAUGCCGCCGUACGAUCCCAUGCCUCGGCCGCCGCCGCCGCCCAGCAAGAAGCGGAUGGUGCACGAGGCACCGGCUGCUGUGCCGGAGCCCAAGUCGUCGGGCCGCAAGCGCAGCAAAAAGAGCGAUAUGCCGUCACAGCCCCGUGGCACGUUUCUGCCGCCGCCGCCCGGCACGGGCGUGCAUGGCGAGGUGAUGGGCGAUGCGGUGUAUCCGCAUGGCGCGCCCCUGCCGCCGGGCUACGAGGCGCUGCCGCCGGAGGGCUACCUGCCGGCGCCAGGCCCGCCGUCGUACGCGCCGCCGCAUAUGAUGGGCGGCGAGAUGAUGCCGCCGCUCGCACCGCAGAUGGCGACGGUCGAUGAGGUCGCGUUCUUUGAGCGGGUGAAGAAGCACCUGGACGACCGGACGACGUACCUCGACUUUUUAAAGUUGCUCAACUUGUAUGCGCAGGACAUGAUUGAUGUGGCGACGCUCGUGGAUCGAGCCGCGCUGUUCCUGAGCGGCCGCCCUGAGCUGCUGAGCAUGUUCAAGGGGCUCGUCGGGUACGACAUGGGCCGGCACGGCUGGCUGGAGAAUGAGGAUCCCGUGCUGGACAAUGUGCCGGCGCUCGAGCGCGAGCGCUUUGACCUGUCGGUGCAGAAGUCGUGUGGCCCGUCGUACCGCAAGCUGCCGGAGAGCGAGGUCAACUUGUCGUGCAGUGGCCGCGACGCCCUGUGCUGGGAGGUGCUGAACGAUGGGUGGGUGAGCUAUCCCACCUGGGCGAGUGAGGGCGAGUCGUUCAAUCCGCACAAGAAGAAUGUGUACGAGGACGCGCUGUAUCGCAGCGAGGAGGAGCGGCACGAGUACGACUACCAUAUCGAGGCGAAUCUGCGCACGAUUGCGCUGCUCGAGCCGAUCGCCGCGCGGAUCGCGGCGAUGGAUGCGGAGGAGCGCGCGGCGUUCCGUCUCAAGCCGGGACUGGGCGGCCAGAGCAAGAGCAUUUACCAGCGCAUCAUGAAAAAGGUGUAUGGCCGGCAGCACGGCCUCGAGGUGAUUGCUGCGCUGCACGACAACCCGAGCAUCGCUGUGCCGAUCGUGCUGGCGCGCCUCAAGCAAAAGGACGAGGAGUGGAAGCGGGCGCAGCGCGAGUGGAACAAGGUGUGGCGCGAAGUCGACGCGCGCAACUUUUACAAGGCGCUCGACCACCAGGGCGUCAACUUCAAGAGCGCUGACAAGAAGGCCAUCACGACCAAGGCGCUCGUCCAUGAGAUCGAGACGCUCGUCGCGACGCAGCAGCAGCGCCGGCUGGCGAUGGAUCCGAGUCUGCCGCGCCUGGCGCCGCGGUCGCAGCUGUCGUUCGUGAUGGACGACCCGGGCGUGUGUGCCGAUAUCCUGCGCCUCGUAGCGCACUACAUGGACCGUGCGGCGCUCUCGGACCAGGACCGACACCGCCUGGAGCACGUGUGCAAGACGAUCUUGCCGCGGAUGCUCGGUGCGGGGCCGGACGCUCUGGCGGAUCUGCUGAAGCGCAGCGACGACGAGGAGGAGGCGGAGGACGUGGACAACGAGGAAGGCGACGGCGACGACGAGGAGGAGGAACGUGCCCGUGCGCCGGCCGUCGAAACGUGGCACGUCCACAUGCCGUCGACGUCGACGCCGCAUGCGGUGCCGACGAGUGUGCAGCUGUUUGGCAACACGACCAUGUACGUGUUCCUGCGCCUGUGGUGCCUGCUGUAUGCGCGCCUGCACCGACUGAAGCACAAGGACAUGGCGAGCGAGCACUCGCCCAAGGUGAAUCCGCUCGCGGCCGACCUGGGCUUGAUGGACACGGCGAGCGGACCGGCGGGCCUUGUCAACUCGAUUGCGAUGCGCCUGCCCGGCUCGAAGCGGCCGGAGCACACGGCGCAUCUCAGUGAGGCCGACCAGGCGGCGCUCGCGCUGCAGCCGUCGCAGUACUAUGCUGUGCUGCUGGAGGUCAUGGCACGGCACCUCGACCAUGAGCUCGACCAGGCGUCGUUCGAGGAGGCGGUGCGGUACAUGUACACCCACGACGGGUACGUCGUGUACACCGUCGACAAGGUCAUCCAGGCGCUCGUCAAGUCGGCGCUGUCGAUCAGCACGGACGCCAAGUGCCAGGAGCUGCUGGACAAUUACACGUCGACGCUGCGCGACUGCGACGCGCUGUGCGAGGGCCCCGCUGAGGCGCGCGAUGUCCAGCUGUACCGCCGCCUCAUAGCCGCGCGCAUGGCCGCCGAGCAGACUGUGGGGCGCGACGAGCACCUGUUCCGCAUCGAGGCGCGCCCCCAAGACGGCACGCCGCUCAGCGCGACCCUGCACAUCCAGCUCCUGUCGCACGAUGACCUGACGCUCGACGAGCCGCACGACCGCGAGCAGCGCUGGCUGCAGUACAUUGCGAGCUACUGCCUGUGGACGCCGACCGAGGGCCUGCCGGCCAAGACGAGCGCGCCCUUCCUGCACCGCAACCUGCCGCCCACGCCCGAGCCGGAGGCAGAAGGCACGCGGUUCAUCGUCAAGAACGCACUGGACAUCCGCGUGUGCAUCCAGACGUACCGCCUGUUUUUCGUGCAGGACACGGAAGACGUGUUUGUGCGUCUGCAGACGCCACCCAGCCCGGACGAGACAGCGCGCCGCGACGCGCGUCGCCGCGACCGGUGGCACGCAUGGCUCUCGGCACGGCACGAGGCCAUGUCAUCUCCCGAGGCAGCAGAACAGCCCUCUACAUAG
Malassezia restricta is the source of this 3684-nucleotide messenger RNA. Its product is annotated as paired amphipathic helix protein Sin3a. NCBI's taxonomy places the organism in Eukaryota, Fungi, Basidiomycota, Malasseziomycetes, Malasseziales, Malasseziaceae. Gene Ontology annotation, molecular function: transcription corepressor activity. The transcript has a single exon. The coding region runs from base 1 to 3684 and encodes 1227 amino acids. Gene Ontology annotation, cellular component: chromatin; Sin3-type complex. The record is from RefSeq and is a predicted model, not a curated record. Gene Ontology annotation, biological process: negative regulation of transcription by RNA polymerase II.